Actinia tenebrosa (Australian red waratah sea anemone) is the source of this 462-nucleotide messenger RNA. RefSeq names its product U-actitoxin-Avd3n. Gene Ontology annotation, molecular function: serine-type endopeptidase inhibitor activity. NCBI's taxonomy places the organism in Eukaryota, Metazoa, Cnidaria, Anthozoa, Actiniaria, Actiniidae. The record is from RefSeq and is a predicted model, not a curated record.
UAGACCUUUGGUGCACCGUCAUUCAUCUAUCUGACUCAUCGAUAGACAACACUCGAGCAGCCAUGGCCAAAACAGCUUCUACAUUGAUGGUAUUUCUUGUGUGCCUUUUCCUGGUGGCAGAUGUAUCCUACGGAAUAGAUAGCAUCUGUCUGUUGCCAAAGGUUGUAGGCCGUUGUCGUGCACGUUUCCACAGAUUCUACUAUGAUUCCAAGACACGAAGAUGCGAAGGGUUUAUUUACGGUGGAUGUGGAGGAAAUGCUAACAACUUCAGUACUAUGAAGGAAUGCCUAGAGACAUGCUUGGGAUAUCGAGAGAUUGUUUUCCCAGGAGAUUCUCCUAUCGAGAAACAAUGAUGCGGCGAUUGAACCGUUUUAAGAGCAAAACCCAAACCGAUGUGGUAAAAAUGGAAACCUACAAUAGUUUACUUUAAAGAUUAAACAUACUUAAUUAGCAUGAAACAAA